This is a messenger RNA of Talaromyces proteolyticus, 975 nucleotides long. RefSeq lists its product as uncharacterized. NCBI's taxonomy places the organism in Eukaryota, Fungi, Ascomycota, Eurotiomycetes, Eurotiales, Trichocomaceae. Bases 1 to 975 code for a protein of 324 amino acids. The record is from RefSeq and is a predicted model, not a curated record. The transcript has 2 exons.
AUGCCCUCUAUCACUCACGAUGUGAAUAGAACUUUGGACAACAUCACACGCCUAUCUGGUCUUCCAGUAGGACUAGAACCUAGAGACCUGCAGAGGCAGGCUGACCCCAACCCUACUAUUCCAUAUAUGCAUUUCGCUCCUGUUGGAAGCACAGUCUCUUUGAGGAAAGGCCUCGAUAGUGCCACAGAGACGACUGCUGGAGGCGCCCCACGACAACCAGUGAACCAUUAUGGCACCAUUCGUUGUGCUUAUCCAAGUGAGAUCGCACAUACACGGAUGAUGUCUGAAAUGCGAGAUAAUAGAGCCGUGAUCAGGAAACAAAUAAACGUACUUAAUGAACGAGACGAAAACUUACAGCCCCCCGAACAGACCGCGCCUCGGAACCAGGUGAUGAACACUCUGAAAUUUAUAAACGACAACCUUGCCCAAAGCUAUGAUUAUUUGAAUAAUGUCGAUUGCAACAUCGGUGAACUAUUGGUUACUUCAGAUAUAGGUAAUCACCGAGGCCAUCAUCUUGAUUGGGCAUUGGUCUCGUUGCGCGAAGAUCGGUUUCUCGCAGACGCGGCAAAUAUGGUCCCCAAUAUUCUGACACGAACUGAGACGACCAUCCAAUUAAGAGACUGGGUCGACGAGCCUCUAGGUGGAAACAAGGUUCAUAAAGCGAAGUACGGCAACCAUAUCGAGGGUGUGAUUAAUCCGCCGCUCAGUUAUGUGCGUUUCAAAAACAGCGAUGGAACUGCAUAUAGGACGACUGAACGGGCAAUUGUUCCCAGCAUGCCCUACAAGGUCUUCAGCGAGCUGGGCGACUCGGGAACUUGGGUUAUCCAUCGCCUUGCCAAUGCUCUCGUUGGAGUAAUAUGGGGCGGCAACACUCGUCUUGGUAUAUCCUAUAUUACCCCAAUUAAGCAUAUCACUGAUGACAUUACGCGUAAUACUGGCUGUAGGGUCCAACUUCCGAAUGGGAAGGAAAUUUAG